Pecten maximus is the source of this 774-nucleotide messenger RNA. RefSeq names its product inactive carboxypeptidase-like protein X2. The coding region runs from base 1 to 774 and encodes 257 amino acids. NCBI's taxonomy places the organism in Eukaryota, Metazoa, Mollusca, Bivalvia, Pectinida, Pectinidae. The transcript is spliced from 5 exons. The record is from RefSeq and is a predicted model, not a curated record.
AUGGCGCCGUCUAGUAGACGUUCUGAUAUUUGCAGGAAUCCGUUAGUGACAGCACAGGGUCACGUGACAUCCAUAUCCUCGUCUAGUGAUUACGGAUCCGUCGACCCUAAGAACGUGUACGACGCCUCUAGAUCCGUACUGAACACUACAGAACAGACUCUGGGUAAUAAUACUGUCCUAAACGGGGCGUGGGUGGCCGCAACCAACGACAGGAACCAGUUUAUACAGGUAAACUUCAGCGUGCCACACUUGAUGAGGGGCGUGACAACACAAGGGAGGAACGGCUGCUGUAAGGACUGGGUCACUAAGUACGCUGUCCACUACAGCUAUGACUGUCAACACUGGGUGUCUGUAGGCGGCGCUAACGAAACGCUAUUUAAUGGAAACACGGACCUGGACACACCCGUCACCAAUGACCUCGGAUGUCCUAUCUGGGCCAGGUGUGUGCGCAUCUAUCCCAGACAGUGGCACAAAAAUGUUGCCAUGCGCAUUGACCUUCUCGGCUGUCCAAUCAAACAACUUCCAGCCCCGACGACUUCAGCUCCCUCCACAACUACUUAUCCAACUACAGUGGUCUCUUCCGGUGUUUCUAUGACGUCAACCACCGCCAACACUGCCACCUAUCUGACCUUAUCAACUCACAUGACCCCUCCGCCUAGGACACCAGCGGCGUUCUACAACACCAAGGAUCCCAUAGAUUGCAAGUUCUCGCUCAGCACGUUCAACUGUUCCAUUCCCAUAGUGCACCAGCAUUGUCCCUCUGUCAUGUGGUAA